AUGGCGCCAUCUAUUGCCCAAACUCCUACCGCAGAAGUAGUUUUUCCUGUAAAGGCCGCUCCUGAAACAACCGAGACCAAACCUAGAGUCAGAAGAAUCAUUGAAGAGGAAGGAGGAAACACCACUGCUAGUUAUCCACACUACCUGCCUGUAUACGAUUAUGGAGAGAAAUACCCACCUCUCGAACCAUUCACCCACGUCGACCACGGAAAGGACGCCGACCCCUCUUUCAAAGACCUCCUCACGGAAGGCUCCAAGAUUCAAAAGUUGACUCCAACAAUCGGCUCUGAGGUUACAGGAGUUCAGCUAAGCAAGCUCACCGCUGCCGGAAAGGAUCAGCUCGCUCUGCUCGUCGCCCAACGGAAAGUCGUUGCGUUCAGAGACCAGGAUCUCGCCGAUCUACCAAUCCAAGAGGCCCUCGAUUUUGGAGGCUACUUUGGCCGCCAUCACAUCCACCCAACCAGCGGAGCUCCAGAGGGAUAUCCUGAGAUCCAUCUCGUCCACCGAAGCAACAAUGCCUGGGAAUAUGAUGAAUACCUCGCGACAAGAAACAGCAGUGUCUCAUGGCAUUCCGACGUCACAUAUGAGCAGCAGCCACCCGGUACUACAUUCUUGUACCUCCUUGAUGGCCCUGAAGUGGGCGGCGAUACUGCCUUUGUCGACCAAGUUGAGGCCUACAACCGGCUUUCACCGGCGCUCAAGGAGCGACUGCAUGGUUUGAAAGCUGUGCAUUCCGGAGUUGAGCAGGCUGAAUUUAGUCUGAAGCGCGGGGGUGUUGACAGACGGGAGCCGGUGCAGACCGAACAUCCUAUUGUUCGAACCCAUCCAGUGACUGGCGAGAAAGCACUUUUCGUUAAUGGCGGCUUUACCCGCAGUAUUGUCGGACUCAAAAAGGAGGAGAGCGAUGCCCUUCUAGGCUUCCUGCUGGCUCACGUGGGUCGCGGUAUUGACUUCCAAACUCGUAUUCGAUGGGCGCCAAAGACUGUCGUUGUCUGGGAUAACCGUGUCACAGCUCAUUCUGUGAUUAUUGACUGGACGACUGGUGAGCGCCGCCACUUGGCGCGUAUUACGCCACAGGCUGAGCGCCCUUAUGAGACACCUUAUGUUCCAGAGGAUGGUGAAUCUAAGCAUUAA
This is a messenger RNA of Penicillium vulpinum, 1134 nucleotides long. RefSeq names its product TauD/TfdA dioxygenase family protein. The transcript has 4 exons. The record is from RefSeq and is a predicted model, not a curated record. Bases 1 to 1134 code for a protein of 377 amino acids. NCBI's taxonomy places the organism in Eukaryota, Fungi, Ascomycota, Eurotiomycetes, Eurotiales, Aspergillaceae. Gene Ontology annotation, cellular component: cytoplasm. Gene Ontology annotation, molecular function: 2-oxoglutarate-dependent dioxygenase activity.